AUGGACCAGACCAUUCCUCCUUCCCCUCCACCUUCUCUGUUCGAUCGCUCCUCUUCCACGCCCAACGCCUCCUCGAACUACGAAGAUCCAACCCUCCUCUCUCACACGUCGGCUUCCGCCUACAGAUUCCAAUUUCCUGAUCUGGCCGGCACGGCUUCGCACUUCGACUCCAUGAUGGCAAACACACAGGCACCCCAUGGCCUCCCGCUCCAUUAUUCAAACCUCCACCCUGUCGACGACGCCGGUGCAUACGAGAUCACACCGGGAACUGCAUCUGCACCAAAUCCUUACACUCUGACAACACCCGAGGCAUCGCCUCCGACUGCGGUACAACAUCUGCCCGGCAUGGCCGGUGGCGCAGCAGCCCCAAGAACAGCACAGGAACUCAGAACUCUGGGCGUCCGGUCGGGCCGCAUAGAAAAGAACUCGAAGAAAAAGACGGCACCAUCCCCACCCGCUCCAAAAAAGGACAAGGCCGCGGCAACGGCAGCAGAAGCAGCAGCAAUGGAAACGGAAACGGAAACGGCGGCCGAGGUAUCGGGCCCUCCUGGCCUGUCCACGCUGGACAGACCACUUAGCAUCCUGACCAAGGACUGGGAGAUCCCGGUUGUUGACAUUGCCACAUACGUCCACCGGUCCGUCGAAGAUCGCCGCACUGAGGUCGAACAAGGCAAGGUGCCUGGCAAGAUCAAGCGGGCCAUGAACGCAUUCAUGCUCUACCGCAAAGCAUACCAGGACCGCGCCAAACGGUGGGCCCAGCAGUCGAACCACCAGAUAGUGUCCAAGGUGUGCGGCCAAAGCUGGUCCAUGGAGCCGAGAACUGUGCGUACCCAGUUCAACGAAUGGGCCAACAUUGAACGCGACAACCAUCGCAUGGCUCAUCCGGAAUACAAGUUCACCCCAUCCAAGCCCCGUAAGAAGAUCGGCGACACGUUCGAUGACUUCUCUGACCCGGAAGACCCCGACUGGGACGUCGGACGGCGUCGCUCAAACAGCAGAACACCCCUGCGCGACCUGGACGGCGACUACCGACCGUCCCAUACUCCAUACACAAACCCGUACGCCACUAGCGUGUCCCACUUGCCGUCGUACUAUCCUCUCCAACGUCCCUCUCACCUGUCGGGUCCGGCCGGCCACUCGGUGUCCAUGGCAUACGACACAGACCCAUACGGCACAGGAGAACUGCACUACCAGCCCGUUGCGGUCGCAGGAGGCCACCCUCAUCAACCCCAACACCCACUGGGUUCUGGGCUGAGCUUCACCACGGCUCCUCAGAGCAUGGACCUUGGCACAGCUCACCACUCCAUGGACGCUCACCACCGCUUGGGCCAGCACGUCGAUCCAGCUUUAGCCCACUAUGACAUGUCGGGGCCACUCAUCGGCGACAACUGGCAGCCUGGCAUGCCCCUUGGCAUGCCGCCCAACAGCGCCGAACAAGACAUGUACGCUGGUCCAUACUUUGCUGAGAUGGACGAAUCCUACAUGCAGGACAACCAACUGCAAUAUCUCCGCGGGGGUGAUGAGACCUGGAAGAUCGACACUAUCAAUGAAUCGGAGGUAUGGCAUCCGGAGUGA
This is a messenger RNA of Grosmannia clavigera kw1407, 1575 nucleotides long. Its product is annotated as hmg box protein. Gene Ontology annotation, molecular function: DNA-binding transcription factor activity, RNA polymerase II-specific; RNA polymerase II cis-regulatory region sequence-specific DNA binding. Gene Ontology annotation, cellular component: nucleus. The record is from RefSeq and is a predicted model, not a curated record. The coding region runs from base 1 to 1575 and encodes 524 amino acids. Gene Ontology annotation, biological process: regulation of transcription by RNA polymerase II. The transcript is spliced from 3 exons. Lineage: Eukaryota; Fungi; Ascomycota; Sordariomycetes; Ophiostomatales; Ophiostomataceae.